Molecule: messenger RNA, 7401 nt
Organism: Adelges cooleyi (spruce gall adelgid)
Lineage: Eukaryota; Metazoa; Arthropoda; Insecta; Hemiptera; Adelgidae
Gene: Cad99C
Product: cadherin-99C
Exons: 17
Coding region: 2159-6313 (1384 amino acids)
Biological process (GO): homophilic cell-cell adhesion
Cellular component (GO): cell-cell junction; plasma membrane
Molecular function (GO): calcium ion binding
Source: RefSeq, a predicted model, not a curated record
GUAAUUUAUCAACCGCAGUAACGGCUGGGGUAUUAGCUAGCACCCUCGAGACCUUUAAUUUCCAAUGUAAUGUUAAGAAGCCACAGCGGUUAUAUAAAGAUAAUUUCUAGAGAUUUUAAUUGCCGCUCACGUCAGGGCUUGGCCGAAGUGGAAAUGUCCAAUUUAAGCAACCCGCUCCAGUUACACAGGUUUUUUUUGCCUUUCUGCGGACCGGUUGUUGUUUGACUCUUUCACACGGGCGUAUCCCCCCGGUGUGUAAUCCUUCCCUGUAUUUCCGCACCGUGUACACACGUUGCCAGACACUCAUCCUACGCGUUUUACCGUAGAGCCGUCGAGACGACUGUGGCCGUAUAUUUUAUCCGUGCUAUUUCCGACAGGCGCGAACCACGAAUGACUCACUAAAUCUGGGUACGAUUUAAAAUUAUAAUCCAAUAAGCGGUGCUUGACCCGUGGGUCUUCGAGGGGUCUGCCAUUGAUUUCCUUGGAUCGAACAUGACCGCAGCCGGCCCUACAUAGCGUUCUGAACCAACACCUUCAUAGUGGUUUAGGAGUUGCAUAUUGGAUGUGUUGUGUGACAAAAGAGGACGAACAAGAACAUUAGUUUCAAAUUUGAUCGAACGGGGAUAUGUGGGCAUUAGGCAUUGUAUACUAAAAGAGAAGGCCAACAACUAAAAAAGGUGAAUAAAGGAUAAAAAAAAUACAAUUAAAGGUAAUUCGAAAAUGUGGGUGGUCGACCUUUUAAAUAAUUGGCAGGUUAGGUUUCAAUUGCUUUUUCGUCUUGGUAGUCACCAAAUAAAAUAAUAAUAUUAUGUAUUAUUAUAAUUGGACUGUGAGAAUAAUAACAAUUAAAUUCUAGCUAGUAUUGCACAACCUCUGGAGGAUUAUUUGUUGUGUCUGCUCACCGACCGUGAUAUCAACGAGAUAUGAACGAAAGACUCGCUCUCAUAGAUUAUAAUCUGUAACGAAUUUAAAUGAGCACCGCGGGUUAUUCAAUUAUACCAGGUCCGACAAUAGUUGAACGUCUGGGGAUCAGUCAAGAGUUUUUUCUUUCAAAAAAAAAAAAAAAUGCUAUCGCGCUAAAUUUUCUAGUGUGAGUUCAAACGUCUUGAAAACGAUUCGCACUACCCACUUUGACGACGGUUGACAAUUGAUCUUCGUCCUCGACUUGGUCCUACACGCUUCCGGCGCCGCAAUGCUAAUGCUAUUAUUCGCCGUCAAUUACUAUGGCACUAUUAUACUACUGUAUUCUCGAAUUUACUCGUGGUUUUUUAUUCAAACGUUUGCACAACACUCGACGGUGCUCUUUCGAGACUCCAGAGCGACAUAAUCGGAUUGUGUCAGCCAACACUAUGCCGUAUGGGGAGCUUAACAUAUUUACGGUGCCUUGACCGAUUUUUCUUAUCCUCGUUAGAAAAGAGAAAAAUUUAAAUACUAUUACCCGUCGGUCGGUACGUGCUUUGCCGUUUUCUGUACAUGUAUAACAUAUUAUGAAAACGCGCGUCGCCAAACCUACUGGUAUACAGGGCGUAGUAACAAUCGGUGCUAUUUCGAAAUCAAAGACGAAAAAACUAACUUACACGAGCGGUGGUUCGCGUCUUAAACAAGCCGACAUUCGAAUCCGUUAACUUUCGGGGGACUUUCUUUCGCGAGGUUGUGCCAAUGCCGUAUCCUGACUUGUAGUGGUUCACCUCAGUCAAUCUCUCCCGAGUUCCGAAUGUGAAGUUGAACAAGUCUACACGUUUGACUUUGUUGCAGGCAUCGUUCACAAAUCGGCCGUAGACUUUUUGAUACGCCCUGUAUGGUAUUUUAGUACUUACCUGUGUAUAUGUAUAUCGCUAACGUUACAAAAAAUAUAAUGUAAUUAGAGCGACGACGAAAGGUGUGUGUUUGUGCGACUGCGUCGUGCUAUUUGGAUGUUAUUACUCGCACCCAAAAUGCACGAGCACAACCGAACAAUUAGGUACACACACACACACACACACCACACGAUCGCAUGUAGUGAAACACAUAUGGCGGAUUCGUGACAAAACAACAGUCGGACACGUUUUACCGGCAACGAGUGUAGUAUGUCGAGUAUGCAUGUGCAUGUGCAUUAAAAGCUCUGUGCGGAUCUUGCCGCGGAUCUAGGUAGAUCUCUGCUGCUGCUAUUUUCGUACGAAUGGCUCACAGGUUUUUGGUGUUUUUCGGUUGCGGAUGGUUGCUGGCCGUUCCCCCCGGAGUCCCGGGUCAAUCCACGGACUUCCACGUCGGUGUUUAUCCGCUGUACUAUCCGUACACUCCGUGGCCGGGCCAUUAUUACAUUGAUCGCGCGAAAAACCCCAACGACCGGCUGACUUCGACCACCACCCUGACGGUUCUGGUGAAAGACGAGGACGACCAGGACCCGUCGUUCAACUACCAAGGAUGCAGACUCCAGGACGGGGUUUGCGUCAACCCGGAAUACCACACCACGGUUUCCAGCGGCGUCAACUCUGGAGUGCUGACUAUACGACCGGAAAAAAUGCAAGCCGUCGAUAUGGAUUCAUUGAAUUACCCGGUUAAAUAUUCUUUCGUCAACGGAACGCCGUCAUAUUAUUCGGAUUAUUUUACCAUAGAUCCUCAAUUUGGCACCGUUAAACAAAUCAAAGCUGUCGAUACGGCUCUGACAAAGCAAUUCCUGAUUAUCGUCAAGGCUGAAGAAGAAUCGCCAAACCGCCGUUCGACCACAGCCAAAUUGUACAUCGAGGUGAAACCCGUAGAUGUCAGCCCUCCGGUGAUACACAGCUCUGCCGCUGACGAAGGAUACGGAUUUGUCGAAGAAAAUUCACCGGUCGGCACUAAGGUUCUGGACAAGAACGGCAAUCCCGUUCGACUGACUGUGACCGACGACGAUUUGAACGCCAACGACGCAAAGGUCACUUACACGUUUGAACUGACCACCAAUUCGUUUAACGUGGACCCCGAAGGGUACCUACACGUAAACGAAGAAAAACUAGAUAGAGAUCCGCCAAAUCCGGGAAAAUAUCGUUUUCAAAUCGUGGCGAGGGAAACGAACGGACACGCCGGUAGCAUUCCGUAUUCGAUGACGGUGUUCCUGAGAGAUGUGAACGAUAAUCAACCUCGUAUACCAAUGAUAACGCCGAUCACCAUUCAAGCGGGGAAUUCCAGGAGACAGCUCGUACAGAUCAAAGCCAUGGACGUGGACGAAGAUCAAAACGCUAAAAUUUCCUACAGCAUUUACCACGUGUCCAAUCAAGGGCACAGUAAAUUCCACAUCGACCCGCUGACCGGAUGGAUCGAAACCACCGGUCGGAUGAUGGCCGGCGAUCAGUACAGCAUUACAGUGCAAGCAACAGACUCGGGUGGUCUGUACAGUCAGAGCAUCGUAGAGGUGGUUGUAAUAGCCGGACCAAACACCAAACCGCCCGUGUUCUCUCAGUCGUCGUACGAAGUGACCAUCAGCGAGGGGUCGCCAAUGAACACCACGGUGAUUCCACUGAAAGCCGCGGAUCCGGAAAACGACCCUGUUUCUUAUUCGAUUUUGUCCGGCAACGAUCUCAGACAAUUCGCCAUCGGCGAGAAGACUGGAAUAGUGAGCGUCAUAAGGAAGUUGGAUCGCGAAGAACUCACGCGUUACCAACUGCUGAUCAAAGCCCAAGACGAAGGCGGUCUGUCUAGCACGACGACGUUAAACAUAAAAGUCAGCGACAUCAACGAUAAGAAUCCGGAAUUUAUCGGAGCCCCUUACGAAUUCUCGGUGGCCGAAGGAGUGGACGGGGCGGCAGUCGGUAAGGUGGAGGCCGUGGACGGAGACGAGGGACUCAAUGCCGUUAUCCAUUAUUCAAUACCCGACGACCUGCCGUUCCUGAUCGAUGCCAAUUCGGGGCACAUACGAACCGCCGCAGCUCUGGACUAUGAAAAAAACAACGAAUACAAAUUCGUAGUGACCGCGAAAGACGGUGCGUCCGAUCCGCGAAUCGGUACUGCUUCGGUGACCGUUCAAGUCAAUGACGUGGAAGACGAAAUGCCGAUAUUCCAUAAGCCCGUGUACGAAAGCAAAGUGCCGGAGAACGCGCCCGACUUUGUAGUAGCUCAAGUCCAUGCUGACGACCCGGACACGACCAAGCGAGUGACGUACACCUUAAAGCAAGGCCCGUCAGAUUUGUUUACCAUCGACCCUGUGACGGGCAUCGUUAGGACACUGCGAGGACUGGACUACGAGAAGGACAGCCAACACACGUUAAUCGUGGGCACGUUGGAGAACUCCAACCCAACGCCCGGCGCCACCACCAAAGUCAUUGUAAACGUCGAAGACCGCAACGAUAUCCCUCCGGUGUUCACGACCAUUCCGUUGCCGAUAACGUUAGACGACGACGUGGCCGUCGGAUACAAAGUGGUCACGCUCACGGCGACCGAUUCGGACGGAACGUCUCCCGGCAAUAAGGUGCGAUACGAGCUGAGCGGCCGCGGAAAAGCUCUCAAGUACUUCCACAUCGAUCCCGACCUCGGGGCGUUGUACGUGCGAGACAGCCUCCAGAAAGAACCCGACAACGAAUACCAGGUGGACGUCAAGGCAUACGAUCUGGGCGAACCACAGCUGUCCUCGGUCACGCCGGUCACGAUAUUCGUACGGCGCGUUACAACGCCCACGCCGGAAUUGGCCAUGGGUUUUUCCGACGAUUCGUAUUCGGCUCGCGUGUUGGAGUCCGCCGCGGCCGGCACGCUGGUCAAAGUGCUCACGGUGGUUCAUCCCAGGCCGUCGCAACCACUGCCUCUGAUUUGCACGAUAGUGUCCGGUAACUCGGAAGGCGCGUUCACGAUUAACGUGACGACGGAAAAGAACUGCGAGGUGCGCCUGAAAGACGGCAAGCUCGACCACGAGCACGCCGACAGUUACCAGUUGAAAAUCCGGCUGGACACUCUGGCCGGGCUCGUCAAUCCCGCCAAGAGCGUAACCAUGUUGAACGUGCAAGUGAUCGACAUAAACGACAACAGUCCGGUGUUCGUGUACCCGGAGAGCAGCAAGCACUUUGCCAAAAACGCCUACUACGGCGCCAUAGCCGCCGACAAGGACGUUGGCAGCUUUGUGCUGCAAGUCAAAGCCGACGACCAGGACGGCGGCAAGUUGGGCGACGUGCGAUACGAACUGGCCGACGACGACCACGACCAAAACGACGGACCUUACUUCUCGGUGGAUCCAGCGACGGGUAUCGUCACCACCUUAAGGACACUGACCGACGUUGCACCGCGCAAAUUGCCCUUCAGACUGGUGGUAACCGCCCGGGACAAUCCCGGCGCCACCAUCCCCAGCGAUUACAACACCGCUCAAGCACACGUGGUCAUCAACGUCAUCCGGGACGAACACCGACUGGUGAUGGCCAUCGACGGCGCCCGUCCGGACAUGGUCAAAGCGUCCGAAUCCAGGCUGAUUGAAGUGUUCGAGGACAUCCUGAAACUGAUGGUCGGCCGGGAGAAGGUGUCGGCCAAACAGUACAGGCGACGGGAAAACCUCACCACGGAAACGGAUCCCAGUUCGUCGGACUUCUGGUUCUACCUGAUCGACCCGACCAGCGAAACGAUCCUCGAGCGCAACAACACCAGAGUGAGCAGGUCUAUUCUGAACAAAGACUCGAUGAAAAACAUCACUGCUGCUAUUGCCGACAAGCUGCAGAUCGUUGCCACCAACAUCCAUCCGCCCCUGCAGCAGCAGAGCCAAUCCGGCAGCCGACCGCAUAUGGCCGGCGUGACGAUCCAGUGGACGGUGUUCCCGUACAUGGUGAUUCUGAUGGCGGCGCUCAUCCUGGUGCUGGGGGUGGCCGGUAUCAUAUACAUUUGCGUGUCGUGGACCAGAUACAAAUCGUACAAGGAGAGGAUGGCGAGAAUGUACGUGACGCCGCGGUACGACCCGGUGUUCGUGGAGCCCAACUCGAAGGAAUACGAGGUACAGGUGUUGCAAAUGAGCGUGCCCGUCGACGACAGCGAUAGCUACAACGAUUUGCAGUUGGACUUCAGUCGCAAGAACCACACGUUCAGCAUGGACAACGUGGGCUACAUCUCCAAAGAGAACGUCGACAGCAUCGACGGUCACAGUCCGGUCAGCUCGGAAGCGGCGACCACUGCCCGGACGUCGAGCAUGGGCAGGAACCGGACCAGCACUUUCGGCCGGACCAACCUGGGGUACGAUUCGGACGACGUGGGACCCGCGGCAGCCGUCAGCUCGACCAACGACAACGUGACUUUCAGGGAGAAGAAAGAGUUCGGUCGGCCCAUGCAAAACGGCAACGGGCUGUCCACGUUCAACCGGAAAGACGUGGAAGUCACCACCGAGCUAUGAUAGCCAAUAAAAUGGUUGAAAAUAUUUUACAAUAAUUAUUGUUUCUAGUCUCUGAUCGCCGUCCGUGCCCUCCCCCCCCCCCUACAAACGACAACUGCACUGAAGGGUUAAAUGAAAAUAAUACCAUGUAUACCUAAUGUGUUUUUAGGCGAUUAGAUUUGUUUUUGUAUUAAUAUUCUCAAAAUAAUAUGAACAAAAGACUUUGGCGCGGUCCACCGUCGUCGAGUGGCUGACAAUGAUAAGUACAGCUUGUAUAUGGAUGCUUUGAUUAUUUUAAAAAUUACACAAACCGUGCCAGCAAGUGUAUUUUUGGGCGUUUCAUAAUAUUGGUUUGAUGUCCAUACAAGGAAUGUAAAAUUGUACAUUAAUUAAUACACUUGACAACAUUCUGUUUUACAACCAUUACCUGUAUAAAAAUUAAACAUGUUGUGUGCUAUAUACCUACCCAAUAAUAGUUAUUGUUUUUUUUUUUUUUAAUGUUCCUAUAUAUUGUUCGGCUUGAAAACGAUUUCGCCAUUUUUACCCAGACCGAUAUUUUAACGUCCCGUUAAUUAUUAUUUUAUUACUUUUUCUAGCUUAACAUAUUGUUUUGUUGUUUUAAUCAAACUAUUAUUGCCUACCUUUGCGGUCUUUGAUCGUUUAUGAACAUAUUAUUUUAGUUAAUAAUAAUAAUAUUAUAAUAUCUAUAUGUAUAUAAAAUCCAUGUAAAUGUGUACAAUGUAAUCUAAUUGGAAUUUGCUCAUAAACAACGAACAUGUUCACCCCUAAUAUACAAGUGUACCUACCCCUCUGUACAAUGUAUAUGGGGAUAAGAAUUGCCAUAAUUUUUUAAUAAUUAAUAUUGUGUGUAAACAUGUAUAAGAGCUCUUAAUUUUUGUUGAGCUCGAUUUGUGUGUACAUAAAUUUAUAUAUAUAUAUAAAAAAAAACAAUCAAAUAAGUUAAAAUAAACCAAUUGUGUGUGUAUAUAUAUAUAUAGUUACAAUAUACGUGUUAUAGUCUAUAUUAUAUUAUUUUAUAAGACAAUAAUUUAUUGUUGUUGACCUGUAUGACUACGUCCUGUACCUAUGAUAUGUUUUCUUAAAUGCUU